AUGUUGCUGACGCAUUAUGACCCGAAGUUACCAAUCAUCGUAGCAACGGACGCCUCCAGCACGGGCAUCGGUGCAGUCAUCUUCCAUGAAUUUUCGAAUGGACAUCUGAAGGCAAUCCAGCACGCAUCAAAAUCUCUCACUCCAGCGGAGAAAGGUUACGGGCAGCCGGAAAAAGAAGCACUUGCACUAAAAUAUGCGGUAACGAAGUUUCACAAGUACCUCCUUGGGCGCAGAUUCACUCUGCUCACGGAUCACAAACCGCUGUUAUCAAUCUUUGGAUCGAAGAAGGGCAUUCCUUUGCACACCGCAAAUCGACUUCAACGAUGGGCAUUGAUGCUUCUCAACUACGACUUCGACAUUCGGCACGUGUCUACCAACGACUUCGGAUGCGCCGAUAUGCUGUCAAGACUCAUCGACCGUUCUAAGCAGCAAGAAGAGGAGUACGUUGUGGCAGCGAUAUCCCUAGAAAAAGACAUGGUGAGCAUAAUUCAAAACACUAUCGAGCAGGUACCAGUUUCGUUCGCAGACAUCCAAAGUGCAACACAGGCAAAUGAACCACUACAAGCGGUGCUGCAGUUCAUUCGUGAGGGUUGGCCAAACGAUGCACGAUCAGUCAAAGAUCCAGAGAUUCGAGUCUACUUCAACAGGCGGGAGUCUCUCACCAACGUCGAUGGCUGUAUACUGUUCCACGACAGGGUAGUCGUUCAGAGUAAGUUCAGAAGGCAAAUCCUGAAGCAGUUUCAUCGCGGACAUCCCGGCAUGGUACGAAUGAAGUCUAUUGCACGCAGUUUCGUUUACUGGCCCGAAAUCGACAACGACAUCGAGAAUUUCACCCGGCAAUGCACUCCCUGCUGCACUACUGGAAAAGCACCAGUCAAAACAACGCUUGAAUCAUGGCCCAUCCCUGAUAAGCCGUGGUCACGCAUCCAUAUUGACUACGCAGGACCUGUGGACGGCGUAUUUUUCCUGGUAGUUGUCGACCCGUACACCAAAUGGCCCGAAGUAUACGCAACUAAAACCACAACGACAAGAACAACAAUCAAGCUACUUACUCAAACGUUCGCAACAUUUGGCGAGCCAGAAACCAUCGUCUCAGAUAAUGGUACCCAGUUCACCAGCUACGAGUUCAGGAAUUUCUGUGAGAAUCAAGGCAUUCACCACGUCCGCACAGCACCAUUCCAUCCUCAAUCAAAUGGGUUAGCAGAACGGUUCGUGGAUACCUUGAAGCGCACUCCUCGGAAGAUCCGAUCGGGUGGAGACACACUGGAGGAAGCAUUGCAGACGUUUUUGCAAGUUUACAGCUCAACACCAACGGCUGACCUAGGUGAAAAGUCUCCUGCGGAAAUAAUCAAAAACAUGACUGAACCUAACAUCAAUACGAUGCAGAUGGAGGUUGAUAGAGAAGAGGCAAUUAUGGAAAGCAGUUCGAUAGAGGAUAUUCCUUCUUGCUCUUCGUCUAUUUUGGAUACUCCGGUUGGAGCCGGCGACGGUUUUGAAGACGACGACGACUUCGAAGAUGGGAUAAAUAUCACCAUACUGUCAACAACAACUAAUCGAAUAUCCACCUGCAGUUGCUACUGA
Molecule: messenger RNA, 1581 nt
Organism: Ochlerotatus camptorhynchus
Lineage: Eukaryota; Metazoa; Arthropoda; Insecta; Diptera; Culicidae
Exons: 2
Coding region: 1-1581 (526 amino acids)
Biological process (GO): DNA integration
Molecular function (GO): nucleic acid binding
Source: RefSeq, a predicted model, not a curated record